AUGGAUCAAAUGCCCCCUCCCUCAUCUCAAAUGCCCCCUCCAUCAUCUCAAAUGCCGCCACCGUCAUCCCAAUCUCACUUUGAGAAAUUCGAUAACUUCGUCCCCGACAGCAGCGCAUCUUUCGAGGACGAGUUUGCCCGCCUUGCAUCCUCCCAAGACUGGGCCAGCGGGACCUCCGAGUUUCAGAAGCAACGCACGAUUGCCCUGCGAUCCGAAUUGAAGCUACAUUACUUCUCCUCCCAAAACAUCGAGGAAGGACAGGAGGAUCUUGAAGAUGUCCCCCUCACCGAAGAGGCGAAGCUGGCUGGCUUCCAAGCCUUGUGUGAAGAAGUGGGCAUCCCCACACACGGCACGAUCGAAGAAUGCCAAAAGCACCUCAAGAAAACCCUCGUAAACAUCGUCGACUUAAUCGAUACCCGAAGAACGGGCAAGAAGGUGAAGGUCUGGACUGAUUUCGAAAAGUUUCGAAAAUACACACUCAAACGACCGAUUAAUCUAGAAGAGGCGAAGGAAGAUGGUGGCAUUUUGGCUUCUUUGCUACAACAUUUGAGAUUUCCAAGAGGGGAGCAUCGGAGACCUCGUAUACACAGAGGAAAUUCCUCCAGAGUAACUUCGGGGAGGGUGAUGAAAAAGGAGACACAGAAGAGUUCCAAAACAGGAGCAAUACAUCUACUGGUCAAAGAUGGAAAGUGA
Clonostachys solani is the source of this 693-nucleotide messenger RNA. The record is from the annotation of a GenBank genome assembly. Lineage: Eukaryota; Fungi; Ascomycota; Sordariomycetes; Hypocreales; Bionectriaceae.